Messenger RNA from Linum tenue, 419 nucleotides. Lineage: Eukaryota; Viridiplantae; Streptophyta; Magnoliopsida; Malpighiales; Linaceae. The record is from the annotation of a GenBank genome assembly.
GAAACAAAAACAAGACACGACUUUCAGUCACAUGGUUCUGUGUUGUCGACCGCUAAUACAUCUUUCCUUGGAUUGCUUCCCUUCAUCGUAAAUCCCCCGAUUGAGACUAAGCAAAGUGGAGGCUGCUGCAACAAGGAACCACCACCCAUCCGCCACCCGUUCGGUUCUGUUUCUCUGCACAUUCAUUCAUUGAAUGCCGUCUCAACCUCUGCUAACUGCGACUGGUUUUGAACCAUCGUCCCAAGCAAACGUCUCGUCGAACCCUUGGCCACAUCUCACAGAAACCACCAAACAAUCGUUUUCUCAUUCGCUUUAUGAGUAAGAUUCCAUGAACCAUCUCUGUCUGAUUCCUCAAGAGUACUGCGGCAUGGUACAAGCGUAGUAUUUAUUGUCAUUUUAUCAUCUGUCACUGCCUCCAA